Amblyraja radiata (thorny skate) is the source of this 4259-nucleotide messenger RNA. RefSeq names its product adaptor related protein complex 5 subunit zeta 1 (gene ap5z1). Gene Ontology annotation, cellular component: AP-5 adaptor complex. The record is from RefSeq and is a predicted model, not a curated record. Lineage: Eukaryota; Metazoa; Chordata; Chondrichthyes; Rajiformes; Rajidae. The transcript has 17 exons. The coding region runs from base 82 to 2520 and encodes 812 amino acids.
GGAAACAACGGGGGUGGUGCGCGGCCUCUCUCGUCCCGUCCCCCCCUCGAGUUUUGCCCGCGGUCCGGGGUCGAGGCGGCGAUGAUGUUCGGUUCCGCGGCGGAGAAGCUGCUCAAACAGGCCAGGGAAAUACAGGAUGAAGACCUACAGAAAUUCUGCACCCGCAUCUCCACUCUCCUGCAGAGCAAGGAAUAUAAUAACGAAGCCGUUGAUUCUCUUCAGAAGUUGUUCCUCAUUGUCUCUGCUACAAAAUACAGCAGAAGUCUGUCCAAAGAUGUCCUGCAGAACCUCCACAGCACCCUUUGGUUCGUGAAGGCUCCACAGCCAGUUCUUGUCCUCUGCUCAGCCAUUCUGCGAGAGGUGUUGCCAUGUAAUGCUUUGACUUAUUCCUGUGAGGAGUUAAAUGACAUGAAGACCAUGAACCUUGUAUCGGGUGUAAUGCUGGCCCAGGGGAGUAGAAGUGCCGAAGUUGUGGCUGUGUGCAACCGUAUUCUCAAACUGCUGGAGAGUCGCCAUGCUGAGAGUCAGGGAGCGCGGCAUCUCGUACCCGUCCUGUCCAAACUUCUCGAUCUUGCACCUACAGUCCUCAACGAAGAGCAGAUAAAUACCGUCAGUAGGAAGCUUGUUGACUGGCUGCGCUACGCGGGUACAGUACAGGGUCUUUCCCUUUCUUCAGGAGGGUUUUUUAGCCCACGAUCACGGCAGCCUGUCUCCAUUUUGGAGGUAGAUGGGGCAGUCACGGGUGACUUCUUCACCGUACUUUCCAUUGGCCAAUAUUACACCGAGGACCAAUGGCUGAACAUGCAUUCCUUCUCCAUGAUCAGGAAAUGGCUGCACUGGCACGAAGCAGGCGGCGUCUGCAACAGUGAUACAGAUGAACGGUCGGAGCUGGAUAGCUCUAUAAUGUCGGUGGUUUCAGCUUCCUCAACAUCCAGUCGCCUACUGCCUCCGAAGGAACGUCUGAGGGAGAAAACAUUUGAAUAUUGCAACCGGUUAAUUGAACAGUGUGAUAGAAAAGCUCUCAAGAAAUCCGAUUCAGAACUUCAGAAAGCUUGCUUGAUUGAAGCCGUGGCCUUGAUGGACCUGAUCUGUCGACAUGAUCCUCUCUUUGUGUAUCGAGCCUUCCCUGUGGUCAAAGCCCUGUACAGUCGAAUCAGUGCAGACUCUGGCUUUGCCAGAGUGCUUCUUCCCGUGGCUCAAUUCUACCUGAAUCACAGUGAGCUGGCAGCUGUGGAUUCUGAGGCUGUUUACCGACAAUUAUUCACCAAGGUUCCCUCUGAACUCUAUCAAGACCCGAUGUUGGCAUUUGAGUUUGUUCAGUUCUGCAGAGAAAAUGCAAAAACACUCAGAGAGAGUGUUGCUAUUUUCCACAAGAGCUUUCCAAAUCUAUUGAAGUUCCUAGCUUGGAACACGCCAGCCCUGUUCCCCGACUUCAUCGAAUUACUGCCAGAUUUGGUUCAUCCGGACACAGCAAUUGAGAUACUCCACUCUCUGCUGGAUCUCCCCUGCGUGACGGCAUCACUCGAGGUGCAGCUCAGGGCAGUGUGCUCUUCAGUGACAGAGAAGCUGAUGGUUGACCAAAGCAGAAAGGUGUGGAGCUCGGCAGAGGCGUUCCUACAUCCAUACUACAGGAGCAUGUUUUUUUACAUCCUCCGUGUGGAGUCGGGAACAGGCGAUACCAUCGACAGAUUGAGCCAGCUUCACGAGGUUCUCUCGGACAUGGCGAGGCGGCCGAGAGUCGUACAGUGUGCUCAGACGGUUCCCAUCCUGUUGCAGGUUUACUUCAAAGUCGUCACUCAGUUUGCAGACGGACCACUGAUUAGCCAGCUGGCUCUGGUCAUUCUGGAGCGAAGCAGCCUUCUGUACGACAUCCCUGACUUCAAGGCUGAAGUUCAACGGGUAUUCAGUUCCCAGUUGAUGGUGCUUUGUAAACGGCACCCAGCUCUCAUUGUGGAACAGUCCAAAGAGCUGCUGGACUUCUGUGGAACAGUCAGCAAUAUCAAAAAUAAAGAGGGCUUCUUCAUUCAUGUGGUCUGGGCCAUAGGAGAGUACCUGUCCUUGUCUUAUGACAGGCGCUGCACGGUUGAACAGAUCACCAAGUUCUUUGAAGCCCUGGAAGCCGUGCUGUUUGAGAUGAUUCAGCUGCGAUCCUCCACGGGCAUCUUCAAGUUCUCACCUCGGGUUAUCACUGUUCUCAUGACAACGCUGGCAAAAUUAGCAUCUCGAAGCCAAGACCUGAUCCCCAGGGUCUCCCUGUUCCUGUCCAAGAUGCGUCCAUUUGUCCGGAGCGCUUUGAUUUCCUCCUUGUACAGCGAGGAUGAUAUUCAGGAAAUCCUGGCCCGUGCCAAUGAACUCAACAACCUGCUGAAAGCUCCAAAUGUAGCACAGCUCAUACUGGGACCCUCUGCAGACAUUGCCAGCCCACGGUGGUACAAAGAUACAAACGCUUCACUGCCCCUUACCAUGCAGACUAUUAGCAAGGUGCUGCAGAGAAGUCCAGGACCCGGAUUCCCUGCAUAGGACAUUUGGACAUUUAUACCGAAGAUAAACACAAAAUGCUGGAUUAACUCAGUGCGACAGUCUGAAGAAGAGUCUUGACCCGAAACAUCACCCAUUCCUUCUAUCCAAAGAUGCUGCCUGUCCCACUCAGUUACUCCAGCAAUUUGUGUCUAUCUUUGGCCAUUAUUAACGUGUGUGUGUGUGUUUCCUUUCCAAGUAAGUCAAUUGUUUACAUGGUCUUUGAGUUCUUCAAAAAGUCUAGUAACAGGGAUGCCAACUUUUCAAAGUUGUGGAGUGAAAGGCUGUGUGUGUGUUAAACAAGUUGACCUGCCCUUUGUUUCUGUCUGGUUCACAAUUGUUCUUUUUAAAUUGUGAAAGAUUUCCAUUUGACAUUUAAAAUAUAUAUUUUUUAAAUUGUGUCAGAAUCGUAAUUGGAUGUUCCGAAUUUAAAAAGCACGUAUCAUAAAUAUAGAUUUAGGUCACCCAUUUAUGUUUUCAAAUCUAUUCAUCCUGCAGUUUCUUUUAUUAAAUAUAAGAGAGCCAAAAAUAGCUAGAUGAACACAUCCCACAUCUCGAAGGAACACUGGAAAUUGCUGCCAUUUGCAGUCUCAGUUUAAUCACCCUCAAUUAGUUGGUGUGUAUUCAAGAAACAUUAUACACAUAAGCAUGUGAUUGAUGCAAUUUGUCUGUGCGUACAAAAUGAGAAUUUAAUUAUAUAUUUCUGUGCAAUCAAUGGUUAAUUACUAUUACAGCCUGAGAGAAUUGCAAGAUAAUUGAGAAAUAAACAAUUUCUGUUAGACUUUCAUAAUUUGAGUUAGUGUCAGUGAACCCUUCAGAUGGCUGUAUUCUUGGUGAACUCAUGAAGUCUGCUCUAACAAGGUUACUUUUUCUUCUCUGCAAUUAGACCCAGCAUUUAAAAAGGGCACUAGUGUUGCUCCUGUAAGUGCAGAUUAUUGAUGCAUGGCCAUCCACUUUUAUACCGUUUGUAUUUUUCAGUGAGGUUACAUAUUGUUAAUUUGUACCAUACACCUGUUCCUUUAUUAUAAAUGAUUACUCCUUAAACAUGAUCACUUUAAUUCACAGGCUAAAUGUGAAGUGCUUAUGAAGGAUAUCAUUUGAGUCAACCUGCAAAAUCAGGCAUCAAAAAUCACAUCAGUAUCAAGACCACGUACAUUCCAUAUCUUGGUCUUGUUGCUUUAUGGAAGGGAAUUAUACUUAACAGCCAAAUUACAAUUUGUUUCCUUGUUUGAAAUGCUUUCACUCUACAGUCAUUAGAGGGCUUCUGACCUGCAGGUUUGUGCAGAGUCUUCUCACAAGGUUGAUUUUCUCUUUUCUAUCAACACUGCCACCCCCACCAAACCCAUUUGUCAUGCCUUUGGUUACAAGUGCAUACGUUUCCUUGGGAACCUCACCUGUAUGUUUAGGUCUGAAUUCUGAUGAAGUUUCAAUGGUCAACUUGUCAGCAGGAACAGGCGGAAGAACGUGCAUACCAUCCUGUACUGAUUGCACUCUUACCAGCCAAGGUCAGUAUAAUGUUUACAAGAGUAGGAAUAUUGAUUUCUACUUUACAUCCUUAAGGGGAGCUGAGACCUACUGCAUUGCCUCUGCACUCCCAGAUCUUGGUCAUGAAUGGUAACUGAGUACUGACUAGAGUCCUCUGAUCUUUUUCAUCCUGCAAUAGCUCUGUGGGUAACUACAUAGCGAUGAUCACACUGAAUAAAAGUAAUACUUAUUAUGAAUAAAAGAUGCUGAUGAAUCCA